AAGUGCUUUGGUAUUCUGAAAGUGCCGCUCUUUGUCCGCCCUUCCCAAUCUCUGUGUUUCCUCCUGCACUGGCUUUACGCCUCCUGGUUGCUAAGCGGCGGAGGCUGUGCCGAAAGCAAAUUGGAGGCGCGAAACGGCACCCGGCCGGCGGGAUCAGGGAGUCGCUUACAAGGCUGGAUGUUGAGACCCGACGCGAAAGGGCAAUUUCGAGUAUUACGAUCCGUUCAGCUCCUCUAAAGUAGAGACCUCCCUGGCCUUUUGGCUGGCCUGGGAAAUGGGCCCCAAAUCCGACCAGCUUUUGAUUGUGGUUUCAAUUCUAGAAGGGCGCUAUUUUCCCAAACGUCCAAAACAUAAGCUUGUGGUAGAAGCCAAGUUUGAUGGUGAACAUCUAGCUACAGACCCUGUUGAUCAUACAGAUCAACCUGAAUUUGCCACAGAAUUGGCUUGGGAACUUGACAGAAAAGCACUUCAUCAACACAGAUUACAACGUACCCCUAUCAAGUUACAGUGCUUUGCUUUGGACUCUUUGGCUUCUACCAAAGAAAUUGUAGGUUAUAUAGUACUAGAUUUAAGAGCUGCUCAGGAGAAGAAACAGCCACCAAAAUGGUAUCCUUUACUCAGCAAUAAGUAUCCAAAAUUUAAAUCUGAAUUACAACUAAGUGUAACAUUAGAAACUGAUACCAAAGCAUCAGUGGAUGGUUUUAAAGCAAAGGGAGCACCUCCCAGAGAUAUAACAGUUCCUGUACCUGGUUUGGACCCCAAAAAUCUUGUAGCAGUGCUGAAUAAGGAGGAAGGAUAUCAUCAAAUUGGACCAGCAGAAUAUUGCCGAGACUACUUUGUUUUGUCUGUUACUAUUGCGUUUGCUACACAGUUAGAACAGCUAAUACCUACCACAGUGAAACUUCCAGAACAGCAGCCGGAGUUCUUCUUCUAUUACUCAUUAUUAGGAAAUGAUGUGACCAAUGAACCAUUUACUGACUUGAUCAAUCCAAACUUUGAGCCAGAGAGGGCCUCUGUUAGAAUUCACAGCAGCCUUGAAGUUCUUAGAGCUUAUUUUUUUACACACCCAAAGUUGCAGAUCCAUCUGUGCUGUGGAGACCAGUCUCUUGGAAGCACUGAAAUACUUCUUACUGGAUUAGUGAAGAAAGGAAAUGUGGAUCUCCAUCAACAACCAGUAGCUAUUGAAGGGGCAUUCAUUCUUGUACCACCAAAUAGAGCCCGGCAAAAACUGCUUCCAGUGCCUUUGGAUAUGGCACCCACUGUUGGAGUAUCAGUAUCUCUACAAAAAGAUAAUGUUUCUCAGCCUACUGUUCAAGCAGUUCCACAGGCUGACCCUGAUCAUUUGAAGAAAGCUUUGCCUCCAACACAUGAUCAGGAAAGGAAUCCUGAGCAGAGUUCUCAUAAUGCACCACCUCAGACUUGUCAUUCUCCUCCCAUGAAAGAGGAAGCAACAGAAAGUGAAGUGGAAAGUAUUCAGUUUGACAGGAAUUCAAAGCCGCAGAAAAAAGCUUUGAAUAAUCUACCUACAUCCCAAUCUCAGCAUGAAAUUGGAUCCAGUAGCCCUGAGCCUACUACAGGACAAAAAAUUGCAGUUCCAGCAGCAUCUCAUCAUUUCUGCUUCUCUCUAGAUUUAAGAUCAAUCCGUAAUAUGGAUGCUAGCUUUCCUGUAAAUUGCAUAUUAAGGUACUCUUAUCCAUUUUUUGGCAGUGCCGCACCUAUUAUGACAAGUCCUCCUGUAGAAGUGAGAAAAAACAUGGAAGUUUUUCUUCCCCAGUCCUACUGUGCAUUUGAUUUUGCAACUUUGCCUCAUCAGCUUCAGGAUACUUUCUUCAGACUGCCGUUGCUGGUUGAGCUGUGGCACAAAGAUAAAAUGGCCAAAGACUUGCUUCUGGGAGUUGCUAGACUCCAGCUUUCCAUUGUUUUGACCAAGGAAAAAACUCGUUUUCUGGGAGCUAACAGCGAGCAGUGCUGGCGGCAGAUCUUCAGUGAAACUGUCCCUUUUACAGCAGCACAAGGGCCAAGCAACAAGGUAGCAGAACUUUCAUAUACAGUGACUCUAGAAGAUUAUGGACUUGUGAAGAUGCGUGAGGUUUUGGUUUCUGAUUCUUCCCAGUGUUUAGGUGCCGAUGAACCACCACAGAUUCCUCCACCUCAGCCUGGUAAUUGUCCAGAAGUUCAGCCAGAACCACGGGAAACUUUAGAAUACAAAGCAGCCCUUGAACUGGAAAUGUGGAAAGAGAUGCAAGAAGAUCUUUUUGAGAAUCAGUUGAAGAAGAAAGAACUGGCUCACAUGCAUGCUCUUGCAGAAGAGUGGAGAAAGAGGGAUCGAGAAAGAGAAGCAUUGGUAAAGAAAAAAGUUGCAGAAUAUACUAUUUUGGAGGAACAACUUCAGAAAACUUUGACUGACUUAGAGAAGCGUGAAAAGCAACUUGUCAGUGCUGAAACUGAGCUCCAGAGAGUUAAGAGAGAACUCCAAGCCGAGCAUGAACGAAAUCUGCAGGAGCUUCAAGAUACAAUUCGGCGAGUCAAGGAAGAUUGUGCCCAUCAGGUUGAGUUGGAGAAAUCAAGGAUCCGACAGUUGGAAGAGAACAAGAUCCACCUGCAACAACAAAUAUAUGAAGGGGAAAACAAGUAUAAAGAUCUGGAGAAAGAGUUUCAACAAUACAAGGAUCAGCAAAGCAGCAAACCAGAAAUCCGGUUGCAAUCAGAGAUAAAUAUCCUGGCUUUAGAGAAGGGGGAUCUCGAAAGGAAAUUGGAAUCGGCCACCAAGUCAAAACUGCACUACAAGCAACAGUGGGCUCGGGCUUUGAAAGAACUAGCGAGGCUAAAACAGCGUGAACAAGAGAAUGCAAUGGCCCGCCUUAAAAAGCAGCAGCAGGAGCUGGAGCACAUGAGGCUUCGGUAUCUGGCAGCAGAAGAAAAAGAAUUGGGGAAGGCUCAGCAGCAAGAAUUAGAGGAUAUCAGAAAUGAACUGAACAGAUUAAAACAGCAAGAAGACAAAAAGCAUUUUCCUGAUUCCCGAGAGGUCUUUGGUUCACAGUUGCAAAGUGCUCAUACUCAACAAAUAAAUGAGAGUCUGGAUGACUAUCUUGCCCGUCUAAUAGAAGAGAGAGAUACAUUGCUGAGGACAGGAGUGUAUAACCAUGAGGACCACAUUGUAAGGGAACUUGAUCGCCAGAUCAGUGAGAUUCUGGCCAAAAGAAACAGCAGCAAGGAGCAGACCAUAAAGAGCUGAAUUUUUCCUUUCUGCAUAAGGGAGAACCUCAGUUUCAACUAGUCGUUCAUUGUAUCUUCAAAGACAAUAUUCUAGAAGACUUAGAGACUUGCUUUACUCUUCUCUCAAACUUUCUGCAGUAUGCAUACCACAGUUCUGCUGUUCUGAGGCUGUAAGAAAGAAGAGCGUGAAUGAAAACAUUUUAGAUAAUUUCAUAGUGUUUGCGCAUAUAUAUAUAUAUUUAAUAUUUAUUUGGGGGGUAGCUGAGUAUCUGCCUUCCCUUGUUGCCUCAGCUUGUUUUAUUUGAUAGUUUGUGUUUCCAAUUCAGUUUUGUAUAUCUGUUUGGUUGUUUUGAUUAUUUGUUUUAUAGGUAUGUACUGACUGGUUUGUCUAGGUAUUUAUCAAAACGUUAUUUUAAUAAAAUUGUACUAGGAAAAAAGGGCUGCAGCAUCUUGGGACUUUUUUUUCUAGAAAGUGAUCCGAAAGGUAAAUAUGUUGCUCCUUGUCAUCUUUGAAAUCUUUGUAUUCAUCAGAGUACAGAAAAUUUAAAACAAACCACCAUAGUUUAUAAAUAUGUAAACUGUAUAUGUUACGUUGAAGCUCUUUCACAGUUCAUAUCUAUUCACAAAAAGUAUAAUCCUGGUUAGUACUAUGUUUCAUCUAUAAUUUAAGUGGAGCUUGUUCAACAUUGAAAUGAAUGGUGCAAGGAUGCGUGGUAGA
Molecule: messenger RNA, 3934 nt
Organism: Sphaerodactylus townsendi
Lineage: Eukaryota; Metazoa; Chordata; Lepidosauria; Squamata; Sphaerodactylidae
Gene: CEP120
Product: centrosomal protein 120
Exons: 20
Coding region: 275-3235 (986 amino acids)
Biological process (GO): positive regulation of centriole elongation; interkinetic nuclear migration; centrosome cycle
Cellular component (GO): centrosome; centriole
Source: RefSeq, a predicted model, not a curated record